Molecule: messenger RNA, 1071 nt
Organism: Priapulus caudatus
Lineage: Eukaryota; Metazoa; Priapulida; Priapulimorpha; Priapulimorphida; Priapulidae
Product: tubulin gamma-2 chain-like
Biological process (GO): mitotic sister chromatid segregation; cytoplasmic microtubule organization; mitotic cell cycle
Cellular component (GO): microtubule; cytoplasm; spindle
Molecular function (GO): structural constituent of cytoskeleton; GTP binding
Source: RefSeq, a predicted model, not a curated record
AUGCCUUCACGUCUCAAUAUCAGCAUCAGCAUCUAUUCUAGGCGGCUGGAGAUGCAGAUGGAUGUGAGCACGGAGGCGUGGACGCUGGAGAAGCAGGACAUCCAGCGAGACCUCGAGCAGAAGACGAAGCUGCUGAAGAAGCACAGAGCGAGCGAGAAGAAGCUGCAGCAGGAGGUCGAGCAGCUGAGAAGCCAGGGCAUCCUGGAGGAUUUUGCGACGGAGGGUACGGACAGGAAGGAUGUGUUCUUCUACCAGGCGGACGACGAACACUACAUCCCUCGCGCCGUGCUGCUCGACCUUGAACCGCGCGUCAUUCACGGCAUCAUGUCGUCGCAGUACGCGGGGCUCUACAACCCCGAGAACGUCUUCAUCUCAGAGCACGGCGGCGGCGCGGGCAACAACUGGGCGUCGGGACAUUCGCAGGGCCAGCGGCUAUCCGAGGACAUCUUUGACAUUAUCGACCGGGAGGCCGAUGGCAGUGACAGCCUCGAGGGAUUCGUUCUGUGCCACUCGAUUGCCGGCGGAACCGGAUCGGGACUCGGGUCAUUCUUGCUGGAGCGGCUGAACGACCGCUUUCCCAAGAAGCUACUGCAGACAUACUCGGUGUUCCCGAACCAGGACGAGAUCAGUGACGUGGUAGUGCAGCCGUACAACUCGUUGCUGACGCUCAAGCGCCUGACGGAGAACGCCGACUGCGUCGUCGUCCUCGACAACACAUCGCUGAACCGCAUCGCAUCCGAGAGGCUGCACCUGCAGAACCCGACCUUCGCACAGGUCAACACACUCGUCUCGACAAUCAUGUCCGCCAGCACCUCAACGCUGCGCUACCCUGGCUAUAUGAACAACAACCUACUUGGCAUGAUCGCCUCUCUCAUCCCGACACCGCGGCUACACUUCAUGACUGGCUACACGCCGCACGACGAGGAAUCGACGAUCAGUGUGCGCAAGACCACCGUGUUGGACGUCAUGCGCCGGCUGCUGCAGCCAAAGAACAUGAUGGUGUCGACAGCGAAGGACCGCAACACCAACCACUGCUAUAUAUCCAUACUCAAUAUUAUACAGCAGAACUAG